UCGUAUGAUCGAUUCAUUCCUAAAAUUUUGAUGAUUGAUUGACUAACUCUGACUAAUUCUGCUCUGCUUCAUUACAAAUUUUCGUUUUACCGUCAAAAAAUUAAUUAGCAAUUAUAAACUAUGGAAGCAGUAGGUCACAACUCCUCCAAGUUGCUUAAGGGAGGCGAAGAAUUGGUCUCCUUGAUUGCAAGGGUUCACAAAAUUAGCCACGAACCAAUUACGGAAGAACGUUUUAGCGACUUGCAACAAAAAGUGAAAAAUGUGACCGAGUCCAUGUUAUGGAAGGACCUGGACCCUGUCCUACAAAAUCUGAAAGUCAACAGCGAACCCAGCAAAGCGCUGUUAGCCGAAGUUGAAGAGGCGAUGGCGAAAAUUGAAGCGACUCCUUCCAGACAAAGUGUGAUUAUCCAAAAGAACCUUGAGCAACUUGAGGACAUCAUCGCGGAUAAGGAGAACUUAAGAAAGACCCUUCAAGCAGAAGUGGAUCUGCAUCGUAACAACUUGGAAAAAUUGAAUGGAUACGAGGAACGACUUCGUACGCUCGAUAAGGAGUUGACGUCGUUUAAGAUACGUUACAACGAGACUAGUUUGGAAUUGAAGAAGCUCGACCCCUCCACGUUAAAGGUCAAAUGUUUAAUGCCACUUAUUGAGAAGGCAUUGGCCCAGGCGAAAGAGGACGAGACUGCUCUUUCAUUGUUACGCAAGGAAAUACUGUCCCAGCCUGAUGCUCGAAAAGAAGAACUUUACAAUAAGCUUAGAGCAAUAUCUUUGAAAAGUAUUCAGAAUUCGAAAAGUCCCAAAUAUAAUGGAGCUGACGAGGAAUUUUUUUCCUAAUUGUACGUGGAUUAGCUGAUAAUUUAAGUCUUCUCUUCUUACCUUUGCUAUACAUACCACAUCACAUCUAUACUCAUUUAAUAUGUAUCUAAUUCAUACGUGCCAUUUUUUGAGGUCCAGUUUUAACAUUGGCCGUUUAUUUAAUUUAAUAAGUCCGUUAAUUCCUAUGAUUCAUACCACAUGUGUGCAAAAUGUCAACUCGAUCGGAUAAGUUUAAGGGACGAGUUAAUCGACAGACACGGUGAUAGUUCCCAAGAUUUGUGUGCUUCAAUUGAGUGAAUUGUACUAUAAGUAUGUAUGUAAUAAUACAUUACAUGGAGAUUACUUGACAUUUAGUAUGAAUAAAGAAAUACUAAAGAAA
Folsomia candida is the source of this 1195-nucleotide messenger RNA. RefSeq lists its product as uncharacterized. The coding region runs from base 121 to 834 and encodes 237 amino acids. The transcript has 4 exons. The record is from RefSeq and is a predicted model, not a curated record. Lineage: Eukaryota; Metazoa; Arthropoda; Collembola; Entomobryomorpha; Isotomidae.